AUGGGUCACUCCUACGGAAAGAGAGCGGGCACCCGCUAUGCCUUCAGCCGGGACUUCCGCAAGAAGGGUAUGAUUGCCCUGAACACCUAUCUCCGACAGUACCGCGUUGGCGAUAUCGUCGACAUCAAGGCGAACGGUGCCGUCCAGAAGGGCAUGCCCUUCAAGGUGUACCACGGCAAGACUGGUGUCAUCUACAACGUCACCAAGUCUGCUGUCGGUGUCAUCAUCUACAAGCAGGUGAAGCACCGAUACAUCGAGAAGCGAAUCAACGUCCGAAUCGAGCACAUCCAGCAGUCCCGAUCUCGUGAGGACUUCCUCAAGCGAGUCAAGGCCAACGCCGAGGCCAAGAAGGAGGCCAAGGCCAACGGUACCGUCGUCCAGGUCAAGCGUCAGCCCGCUGGACCCCGUGAGGCUCACACACUGUCGCUCGCCGACAACCCUCCUCAGACCGUCACCCCUCUCCCCUACGAGACUACGAUCUAA
Messenger RNA from Fusarium musae, 483 nucleotides. RefSeq lists its product as uncharacterized. Lineage: Eukaryota; Fungi; Ascomycota; Sordariomycetes; Hypocreales; Nectriaceae. The transcript has 3 exons. Bases 1 to 483 code for a protein of 160 amino acids. Gene Ontology annotation, biological process: translation. The record is from RefSeq and is a predicted model, not a curated record. Gene Ontology annotation, molecular function: structural constituent of ribosome. Gene Ontology annotation, cellular component: ribosome; cytosolic large ribosomal subunit.